Messenger RNA from Penicillium macrosclerotiorum, 408 nucleotides. RefSeq lists its product as uncharacterized. Lineage: Eukaryota; Fungi; Ascomycota; Eurotiomycetes; Eurotiales; Aspergillaceae. Bases 1 to 408 code for a protein of 135 amino acids. The transcript has 2 exons. The record is from RefSeq and is a predicted model, not a curated record.
AUGGCCACCUCCAAUUUAUCUAUCCUCGACCUUGAUCCCAAUCAUAUCUCGUGUAUUGGGGGACGGACAGUAGUAACUUGCCGGCACUGUGCAGGAAAUGCUCCAAGAGGAGCCAUCUGCACUAGCUGCGAUGGUCGAGGCUUCAAUAUUUUCAUCUGCAUGCAUUGCAAUCCCGCGGCCGCUGCGGCUGCCGUCCGAUCGAGUUCUAUUGCUGCCGCCUCGGCUACGACAAAUACCACCCCGGGCUCAUCGGCCCCGUCGUCUCCAGGCUCACUGAGCCGGAGUCCCUCCACCUCAUACCCUUCACAUCCUGACCCACGGGCAAGUAGAUCCUUGAGACGUCCGGAUGGCAGUAGAGAUGGGACAAACUGUGGACGUGUUGAGACGAACACGCCUCGCAAUCUAUGA